GGGUGGACCUAUCCCGGGGUCCGCCAAGACUCCCGCCCUAGACCCCCUUUCCUCCUUCACGGCCAUGGCCUCCUUCCUCCUCUCUUUCUGCCUGCUCCUCCCUGCCACCGCCGCCACGUCGGCGGGCCGCCUGGUCCCUUACGACCUGCUCUAUGCGGACGGAGCGCGGGCGUAUUUCGCCCGGGACUGGGGGCGGGCGGCCGAGCUGCUGCAGCGCGCCCUUCAGAGCUACGCGGGGCUGCGGGCUGCCCGCCUCGACUGCCGCGCCCGCUGCCUCCGGGAGGCGGCCUUCCUCGGCGUGCCGGCGGGGGCCGGGCCCUGGGAAGCCGCCCUCUUCGGCCGGGUGCUUCAGCGAGCCGACUGCCUGCAGCACUGCUUGGGGCAGCGCCUGGGCACCGCACCCUCCGCCCACCGCGCCAGCCGCGCCAUUCGCCGGGACUUCGAGCGGAGGGAGCCCUACAACUACCUCCAGGUGGCUUUCUUCCAGCUGAAGAAGCUGGAUCAGGCCGUGUCUGCUGCUCACACCUUCUUUGUCGCUAAUCCCCAGCACCUCCAAAUGCGGGAGGACAUCGAGAAGUACCGGCGUAUGUCAGGGGUGAAGUCAGACAACUUCCAGGACCUGGAGGCCAUACCACACUGGGAAGCAUAUGAGGCUGGGGUGCAGCACUACAAUGCAGAUGAGUACCUGCAAGCUGUGGCCAAGCUGGAGGAGUCCCUCUCAGAGGCGCUGUCAGCACUGGAGGAGUGUCGUGCUCUGUGUGAAGGGCCUUGGGAGGAUGAGGACGAGGAGGAGGAGAUGCAGCCUGGCCUGUAUGAAGCCAUUGCAGCCCAUUACGUUCAAGUUUUGAAGUGCAGACAGCAGUGUGUCCUUGAAAUUGCCACAAAGCCAGGGCGAAUUUCUGCCACAGAAGAUUUCAUACCCUCUCAUCUUGAUUUACUGCAGUUUGCCUAUGAUCAAGUUGGGAACCAGACCUUGGCUGCUGAAUGUGUUGCUUCCUACUUGCUCUUCUAUCCCACGGAUGAGCUUAUGUUGGAGAAAAUGAAAAAGUAUCACACAGAACUGGGAGAGGACACAGCUGUCACAGCCAGAGAGAGUAUUCAACAUUAUGUGCAGAGAUCUUUGAUGGAGAAGAAGUUAAUUUAUUAUGCAGUGGAGCAUCUAGGAGGAACUUUUAACGACCCUGAUCUCUGGACUCCAGAUGAGCUGAUUCCUGAAAACCUAAAGGAGAAACACAGAGAGGAUCAGGAGAAGCAAACCCAGGAAACUCUGGAUGUGGAAGAGAGAGAGAAGAGGGGUCCUUUGCCUUUUGAGGGCAUUGCUAUCACUAUGGAUUCCCGUCAGAUGAAUGGAACCCAGAGGGUGGUGUUUGACAGAGUGCUGACAGAAUCUGAGUGUAAGGACCUUCUCAGGCUGACAAAGGAAGCAGGAGAAGCAGGAGAUGGCUACCGGGCAAGACGGUCGCCUCACACCCCACAUGAGAGAUUUGAAGGGUUAACCGUUUUGAAGGCUGUGCAGCUCGCCCAGAAUGGGGACGUGGACUGGAGAGAUGCCAGAUUGCUUCUGCAGGCCAGUGAGAAAUCACGGAAAAUAAUAGAAUCCUAUUUUACUCCUGGAAAGAAGCUCCAUUUCUCAUUCACACACCUUGUGUGCCGCACAGCUGUAGAUGAGGAACAAGAAGGUCGCUUGGAUCUUAGUCAUCCUGUCCAUGCUGAUAAUUGUCUCUUGGAUCCUGAGGGGCAGGAGUGCUGGAGAGAACCACCUGCCUAUGUGUACAGGGACUACAGUGGCAUCCUCUACCUCAAUGAUGACUUCCAGGGUGGGGGCCUGUUCUUCACUGAAAUGGACACUGUGACUGUCACUGCUGAGGUACACCCUAAGUGUGGGAGGCUGGUAGCCUUCAGCUCUGGCAAGGAAAACCCCCACGGCGUUUGGGCAGUGGGCCGUGGGAGACGCUGCGCCAUUGCUCUCUGGUUCACGCACUCGCAGGAGCAUGCAGAGCAGGAACGGGUGAAGGCAGAGGAGCUAAUGGAGCAGAAGGCUGUGGAGCCAGACUGGACUGAUGGAGAAGAACGUCAGGGGACUCAUGGCAGUGGCAGAUCCUCCUCAGAGCGGGCUGUUCCCAACGGUGGAGCCAGGCCCACAAGCCAGAGACAGAAGCCUGUCUCGGUUGGAACACAGCAGCCCAAGAGACUGCGGGCCAGAGAUGAAUUCUGAGUACAUGGGGCCCCAGGGGCAGGACUGGCACACACCAUGUGGCAGGUUGCAGUGGCACCGGGAUCACAGGGACUUGGAGCAGUGUAUUAGCAUGCUAGAGCCGUAGUGAUGGGGAGGGAUGCAGCUUUCUUUUCUGUGACCUCCCAGCAGCUGAAAAAUGGGAGCAGGGACAGAGUAUUAAAAUCAGUGACACACGGAACUUUCUUCACUGCCUCACCAACGUGUCUGUGUCACUCAGAAGUAAGAUACAAGUUCCUUUCACCCCACACUCCUCAGUACCAGCUUCUUGCUCAUCCGAGGCCAGAUCCAAGAGGAGGAGGAGCCUGGAAUCUUUCAGCAAGGGCUGUUUCUCAUUCAGGAACUCAAAACCAGAAGCCUUUUGAAUUUCCUAGAUACCUGCAAACUCUAGAACUUUGCAACUGUUUUGGG
Molecule: messenger RNA, 2644 nt
Organism: Calypte anna (Anna's hummingbird)
Lineage: Eukaryota; Metazoa; Chordata; Aves; Apodiformes; Trochilidae
Gene: P3H3
Product: prolyl 3-hydroxylase 3
Exons: 15
Coding region: 65-2215 (716 amino acids)
Biological process (GO): collagen metabolic process
Cellular component (GO): endoplasmic reticulum
Molecular function (GO): iron ion binding; protein binding; L-ascorbic acid binding
Source: RefSeq, a predicted model, not a curated record